Molecule: messenger RNA, 3416 nt
Organism: Physella acuta
Lineage: Eukaryota; Metazoa; Mollusca; Gastropoda; Physidae
Product: targeting protein for Xklp2
Biological process (GO): regulation of mitotic spindle organization; activation of protein kinase activity
Cellular component (GO): microtubule; spindle
Source: RefSeq, a predicted model, not a curated record
UAUGUGCGGGCAGAUUGAAAUUUGCUUAGCAAAUGGCGAACUAGUGUUUUCCUUUAUUUAGUUUUAAAAAUAUCGAUAUAUUUUAGUUUAAGAACUUUUAAAUAGCAUAGAUAACAUGGACAAGAAAUGGGAAUUUGAUGCACCGCAGUUUGUGGAUUUUACGCAGCCUCAUGAGUAUGAAAGUGUUUACGAUGACACAUGGUUUGAUCGUCAUUUUGAAGAAGAUGAAAUUAAUGGACUUGGCAAGGAAGGAGGUGGUGGCAACGAUUGUGCAAAAAAAUCACACAGAGAAAAUGCUCUUAGAAUUUUAAAAACAGCAGGUAAUGCUGUGCGCAUUGAAAAUAAUAAGGCUGAGCCAAUGGAAAUUGGGGAGAAAUCUCCAAGUUCAUCAUCUAAAGAAAAAUCAGCUAGGAUGUCUGUUGCAGAGAAACAUAACUCUUCUGUCAGUUCUGCAAAAUUGUGCCCAUCUCCUAGCAAGCGUCAGAAGAUGUCAGAAGAACAGCCUGAAACUACUCAUACCUCAACAGUAGACAAAGCUGAAUUAAGUUCCCCUGUCAGAAGAUCCCACACCCCUAAUGUGGAUAAACCAAUAGAUUCUCCAGCUGCAAACACUAGACAGAAGACAUUAAAUAGCAGCAAGUUAAUUCAUUCUGGAUCUCGCAAUGGUUCUCCAAGGAAAAGAAUGGCAGGAAGUAAUUCACCUGUGAUAAGACAACAAGGGACCAGCUCAGGUCAGAAAGCUGUGAGGCGAUCUCCAAGGAAGCUUGUUAAAUCUCCAGGCCAGUCUCAUAAUUCAACUGCUCAGGGUUUUGCUUUGAGGAGAUCACAGAGCUUAAAGGUCAAGUCUAUGUCUAAAUCAAACAGCAUGGGGACUCUAGCAAAGGCUGAAGCUAGUAAUGCUGCUAAGGGUAAAUUGUCUGAUCAGAAUUCUGGAUCCAUGUUAAAUCUUAAUAGCAAAGUGAAGACUUCGGAGGAAAUUGAAUUGGAAAGGAUUGCUGCAUUAAAAAAAGAGAUGGCAAAAACACGCAAGCUUGCACAGGAAUCAUACAAGAAGGCAAUGACCGCUCAGGGAUACGUACCAAUAAGAUCAAAUCAACCUUCAACUCUUCCUCUAGGCUUUCAUUUUAAAACCGAUGAAAGAAUAAAAGCACCAGAUGGUCAAGUCUGUGAACAGAGAGUGAAGGAUUUCGCUAAAUCAUUACGAGAGGCCCUUCCACAAUCAGCUCUUCCAACAAAACCAACAAUCCAAGGACUGACAAAGCCCAAACCUUUUAAACUUCAUACACAAAAGAGCACUGGCUCACUUGUACAACCUCAGAAAUAUGAGUCAAUGGCUGAAAGAGUGUCAGCUUUUCAUAACAAGACUCCUGAUCGUUUCAGAAGUAGACCUAAUGCAAGCAAAGAACGAUCUCGUUCAGCUACAAAAUCUAACACCUCCGGGUCUGGUCAUCGACUGAGAUCACAAUCCCCCAAGCUAACUGUGCCAAAAACACCGAAUUUAACAACAAGGGGAAGAUCAAGACCUGUACAUGCAUUGACAACAGAGGAAAAAGAAAUGUUAGAAUUUGAUGAACAUCAAAAGCAACAGUUCAAGGCUCAUCCUGUUAAUCACAAAAUAUUUGAGGUGCCAAAUAUUGGUGUACCAAAAGUGACCCCUAAACCCACCACUGUUGCUGAGGAGUUCAGCUUUCAUCACAAGAAAUCUGAGAGUGUUGGGGAUAUAAGAGGGGCAGGGGCAGAAGAGGAGGAGAAGUAUGAAUUUCAUGCACGACCUGUCAAUCCUAAGAUAUUGCAAGGAACGGUGGGUGUGAAGCCAGUUGAACCACAGGCCAUUACUAUUCCUGAAUCUCCAGCAUUUGCCUUAAAAAACCGAGUUAGAAUACCUAUUGAAGUACCUAAACAGGAUGAUAGCAAGAAUGCUAUUAAAGUGAAUCCAGUACCAUAUACUGGUAUCCCCUUCAAGCCAAGACUAGCACAUCACCGCACAGUACCUGAACCUUUCACAGUGGAUGAGAGAAGCAGAGAAAUGCUCUCUAGAAAGGAACAAAAAAUACAACAAAUUCUGGAAGAGGAACGCAAGGCAAGAGAGUUCCAUGCCCAGGAUUUACCUAGUGAUAGCCCUGAUACACUGCCACCAAAACAAACCCGUCCACCUACUCAACCUGAACCUUUUCAUCUGGAAGCUGAUGAAAGGGGGCAAAAAUACAAGGAGCAAUUCAAAGCAAAGCAGAUUGAGGAAGAAGAGCGAGCAGCCAGAGAGGCAGCUCAGUUUAAGGCUAGACCUAAUGAUGUGAUACACAAAGAGCCAUUCCAAGCCCAGAAAUCAUCUAAACCCCUUACAGAGAUCAAUGGAUUUGCUCUCAACACUGACCAGAGGGCCUCACAACGUGAGGUUUUUGACCAACACAUUAAGGCACGUGAAGCAGAGAUAGAAGCUUUAAAAAGGCAGAGAGAAGAGCGAAUUGAACAAGAAGAAAAGGCUGCUGUGGCUCGUCUGAGACAGGAAGCUGUUCAUAAAGCAUCAGGCAUUAAAAAGUAUAAAGCUGUUGUUGUAAAGCCUAGUGACAAACCACUAACAGAAGCUCAGUCUCCAAGGUUCUCACAGCGCAUCAGAUCAAAAUAUGAGAGCACUGAUGUAUAAAUACACAAUUUUCUACACCUGUUAUAAAUUUUUGUACAGGAUGAAUCAUGGAGAUUCACACUAAUAACAUCUGAAAUUAAAACCCCCUCAGAUAUUAGUGUUACCUGAUGAAACAAGCCACCAGUUGUGUUGAUGUGACCUCUGGUUCCUGCAUCAGCUUGUCAUCUGUCUUAUUUGCCUGCUAUUUAAUUGGUUCUAUUGUAAAUCAUGUAAAAAAAUUUGAAUGUUUUACUGUUUUAUUAUAAUGAUGAAGUUGAAAAUUGUAAAGACAUCUAUUCACAAUCAUUCUAUCAUAUCUACAGUCAUCAACAUGCUAACUUGAGGAUAAAGAAUGAAUUAAUCAUACUAAAACUGAACGUAUCAAGAUUUCUGUUGUAUACAUUUUCACUCCAAAUUGCAGGAUUACCCUAAACCUUAUUUAAUGGGGACCAAGCUAUUUUGUUUUAAUCAAUUUUUAAUUGACUAACAGCUAAUGCCCAUUUUAAAAAUUGUUCGUUUCUGUUGAUUGCUGUACAUAAGAGUAUUUUUCAUGUGUCUUUUCUAUUGGUUAUUCAGAAAAUGUUUUUAGAAUUUUAAGAUUAGAGUUGGCGGUAAAUCUUUCCUCUCUCUUGUUAACUGUACAUAGUCCUUUUCUUCAGUCACGUGGUUAAGUGUCUUCCAUUAUUGCAAAAGUUUAGUACAUUGGGAAUGUAUUGUUACUUACUAUAUUAAUUUUAUUAUGUGCCUAAUAUUUUUAAGAAAAAUGUCAACUUAUAUAAAAGUAUCACAUUUUGUA